Molecule: messenger RNA, 1970 nt
Organism: Sclerotinia trifoliorum
Lineage: Eukaryota; Fungi; Ascomycota; Leotiomycetes; Helotiales; Sclerotiniaceae
Source: the annotation of a GenBank genome assembly
GGAUUAUCAAUAACACAUUUUCCUGCGUGUCUGCGCCAAGCACCACAUAUACUAUAAUGGAUGUAUUAAGAAAGACAGGCCGUACAUUCUCGGUUCUGAUUACUGGACUUCGGGACAGGGAGUGGGCCUAAGCAGAGAAUCAUUACACCAGCGUAAUUCGGGACCUCUCGGCGAAUGGAAGUGGAGGGUUUUCAGCUCGAAAAAUAGGUUCCUUCCGAAUGCAUAGGUAUACUGUAAGCCAUGCUACGACUUCAUCCGUAUUGAACUGAAGGGGCUCAUUUUAUCUUGUUCAGCGGCAUUAAUGAGGCUGUGCGCAUCGAAUGAGACAGGGCGUUUUGGGGUUACUCAAAUAUUCACUCAGUGGAUUUACUAUAUAGGAUCGCCUAACGUCAACCUCAGAACCUGGAGACCAUGCAACGAAAACGUCGCUAUCGCAGUGUCGCGUAAAAACUUUUCUCGCCCGCCAAGAUAAUCGUCUCUUGUUUGAUCCUCCUCAUUUCCAGGGUCUCAGCCUGAUUUUUUUUUCUCCGACCUGCCACCGCAUCAUCAGGGGUUUUUAGUUGCCUUUACGGUUUGCCAUUUUGGUAAAAUCGAUCGGAUACCAGCCAUAAACAACAUGUCGUCCGGAGGAAUAUUCAAGUCGCCUCUCACGAGCGAGAAGCCCAUCAAAGAUUCAUCCAUGGCUUCCAAAGGGCAGAAAGCUGCAAAUCCGCACAAGAUUUUCACGAGAAAAUGCAACAUUAUUCUUGCUCUAAUUUUCCUCUUUCUGCUGGCAAUAGCCUUGGCACUAGGCCUCACAUUCAGUCUCCGCCAUCACCAUCACCAUCCCUCCCCUCCAACUUCCAGUCCUACCCCACCAACAUUACCGAUCCCUCCUACCAACGCCUCAUUUUGGACCCCAAAUCUUAACGCUUCCAAUACAUGGAACAUCGAGCUACUAGCGUCCCUGGAUCCCACCAAUAUUUAUCCAAACACGACCAUCUAUGACAUUGAUCUCUUCCUUUCGGCCAAUACCACGCCCCCAAUAAUCCGUACCUUACAUUCGAAAUCUCACAAAGUAAUCUGCUAUUUCUCAGCCGGCACCAUCGAAACAUUCCGUCCCGAUAUAAACCGCUUCAUUCAUUCAGAUUAUGGCAAGCAGCUCCCAGACUGGAAAAACGAAUACUGGGCAAAUAUCUCCUCAUUAAAUGUCCGAUCUAUUAUGCUGUCACGUUUGGACUUGGCGGUCAAUCAGUCCUGCGAUGCGGUAGAUCCCGACAACGUGGAUGGCUAUUCCAAUGACAAUGGGCUCGGACUAACAAAGGAUAAUUCUGUUGAAUACAUCCAGUGGUUGGCUGCUGAAGCCCACGGACGGGGUUUAGGGAUCGGCCUGAAAAAUGCUGGCGAGAUCAUCGAUCGUGUGCUGGACGACGUGCAGUUCGCUGUCAACGAGCAGUGCGUGCAGUACCAAGAGUGUGACACUUGGCAAACCUUCAUUGACAAUGGUAAGCCCGUAUUCAAUAUUGAAUACCCUAAGGAUGCGCCGAAGGUUAGUCAGGUGGAAAAGACAGAUGUGUGUAAUGGCUCAGACAUACAUGCGGAUGGCUUUUUCACCAUUCUCAAGAAGAUGGAAUUGGAUGAUUGGGUAGAGAGCUGCUGAAAGAGUCUUGGCGUCGUAUGUCUAGAGUAGUAUUUAGCAUUUUAGCCUAAAGGGGAUACGAUGUGGCUGAACGAUAUCGUGUACCAAUUAAUCUCCGCACAUGCUUGCUUCCAGCAACAUCUGUUUCUAUACAUACUCAAAUAUAUUAAUAAAUAUUUCUAGCUGCUCCAUGAAAAUAUGUGGUAGAAUAGGACGUGCAGGGUAGAAAUUUCUCCACGAGUGACUAAAAAUUACCGUAAAAAUGGGUACGCUGCAAUGUCACAUACGAAUGAACCUUCAUGUCAGUCUCGAACCUACCUCAACCCAAUGUUUGGGAAAAAGAUGGGACUGU